This is a messenger RNA of Labrus mixtus (cuckoo wrasse), 2438 nucleotides long. RefSeq names its product aldehyde dehydrogenase 1A1-like. The coding region runs from base 155 to 1774 and encodes 539 amino acids. Gene Ontology annotation, molecular function: benzaldehyde dehydrogenase (NAD+) activity. Lineage: Eukaryota; Metazoa; Chordata; Actinopteri; Labriformes; Labridae. The transcript has 14 exons. The record is from RefSeq and is a predicted model, not a curated record.
CAGAGGACCCUCGGAGGACCAAGGAGGACUCCCGGUGCGUGAUCGUGCGUGAUGCUGCAGCUUUCUUGAUUGUGGAGCAGAGCUGAGAGCGGCGGGUCUAUAAAGCUGCUCGGCGGGCUGUUGUCCACUGACGGAGAGACUAGAGAGCGGAAACAUGCCGGUGACCGGGGAGGGAACUCCUCCAACCGGAGGAAACCCACCUGCAUAUUCCACAGUGAGAAAAAAUGGCAACAUGAACUCUGAGAACGGAUGCAACCACCCGGAGCAUGUAGAUGGAGCUGAGCCACAUGCCCUGCCCAUGCCCAUCCCAGAUCCCCCCAUUCAAUACACCAAGUUAUUCAUCAAUAACCAGUGGCAGGAGUCUUGCAGCAGGAGAAAGCUUCCUGUCUAUAAUCCUGCUACAGGGAACCUGCUUUGUGAAGUGGAGGAGGCUGACCAAGAAGAUGUGGACGAGGCAGUGAGUAGUGCCAGAGCUGCCUUCCAGUCAGGGUCACCAUGGCGAUCCAUGGACGCCUCAGACCGAGGUCAACUACUUAACAGACUUGCUGACUUAGUGGAGCGAGACCGGCUAAUACUCGCAACACUAGAGAGUCUGGACUCUGGAAAAGUGUUCCUCUUGGCAUAUUUUGUAGAUCUGUUGGCCACAAUCAAAACCUUGAGAUAUUAUGGAGGCUGGGCAGACAAGAUUCACGGCAAAACCAUCCCUGUAGAUGGAGAGUAUUUCACUUACACACGGCAUGAGCCCAUUGGAGUAUGUGGCCAGAUCAUUCCUUGGAACUUCCCAUUGAUGAUGUUUGCAUGGAAGAUCGCUCCUGCCCUUUGCUGCGGGAACACUGUAGUCAUCAAACCUGCAGAGCAGACCCCAUUAUCAGCACUGCACAUGGCUGCACUCAUCAAAGAGGCUGGAUUUCCCCCAGGUGUUGUGAAUGUGGUGCCAGGUUAUGGUCAUACAGCAGGCAGUGCCAUUUCCCACCACAUGGACAUUGACAAAAUAGCCUUCACUGGAUCUACUGCUGUUGGGAAACUCAUCCAGAAGGCUGCAGGUGACAGCAACCUUAAAAGAGUUACACUGGAGCUCGGUGGAAAAAACCCAAAUAUUGUUUUUGCAGACUGUGACUUAGAGUACGCAGUGGAGCAGGCCCACAGUGGUCUGUUCUUUAACCAGGGGCAGUGCUGUCUGGCUGGAUCCAGGGUGUUUGUAGAGGAGCCGAUCUACGAAGAGUUUGUCCGCCUCAGUGUGGAGAGAGCCAAAUCCAAAGUCUUAGGAAACCCAUUAGUGCCUGGGGUUGACCAAGGACCACAGAUCGACCAGAAGCAGUUUGAUAAGAUAAUGGAGCUGAUAGAGAGCGGGAAGAGGGAAGGGGCCACUCUUGAGUGUGGGGGCUCCUCAUGGGAUCAGCAGGGGCUUUUUAUCCAACCCACUGUCUUCUCAAAUGUCUCAGAUGAAAUGCGUAUCGCCAAAGAAGAGAUUUUUGGUCCAGUGCAGCAGAUCAUGUGUUUCCGAAGCGUCCAUGAAGUCAUCCAGAGGGCGAACGCCACACACUACGGCCUGGCAGCAGGAGUGUUUACAAACGACAUUGACAAAGCCCUCACAGUCUCCUCCGCCCUGCAGGCUGGCAUGGUCUGGGUGAACUGCUACAAUGCCAUGAGUGCACAGUGUCCCUUUGGUGGCUUCAAGAUGUCUGGGAAUGGCAGAGAACUGGGGGAAUACGCUCUUCAGGAGUACACGGAGGUUAAGGCGGUCACCAUCAAAGUCUCAAAGAAGAACUCUUAAUGCUGUCGGGUUUUUUUUCUGUAUUUUGAUGUCUCUUCUACCCAAUGGCUUCUAAUUUUCAGAAAAUGUAAAUAAUUAGAAGGCAUCAGUAUAUUUUGGAGGCAUUAUCAGUUCUGCUUCACUCCAUGAUCAUAUAUUCCUGUCGUUUCUCCUCAUAUACAUAUUUCUUUUGUAUUCUCAUCUGUGUAACGUCUUGUUUUCUUUAUAUUAGUCUGACUAUACUGACUCUCAUCCAUCGAUAAUCCUCCAAUGUAUUAUUUGAGAUGCAUUUUAUUGUUAAGUGGAAAGCAUGCCUUAUGAAUCUGUGUUUGUUGUGUGUAAUGAGAGACUUUUUGUUCAAAGGUAACCACUUAAAUAGCACUUUGCAAAAAAAGAAUAAUUUUAAUUGGACAAUGUCAUACAAAAAAAAUACAUGAAUCAUUCUAUUUACAGAGUUUUCUUAAUGAAAUCAAUUAAAUUGUUGACCAUAUUAAGUACAGAAACCCAUUAACUGAUUGCAAAGCAGUAAAUGUGAUCCUGCUUUUGUCUGUAUUACAUGAAGCUUCUGAGCUGUUGUCUUUGUUUAUUUGUUGAUAUUUUCUGUAGUUGUACUAGGAAUACAGUUAAACCAGUGAUGUCUGACUCCAUCUUUACUCAGUGUCCCAACUCAUAUUUAACUCCUCAC